UCAACAAUUUUUUUGACUCUUGACGUGAGCGAGUACGGUUGUUAGAAGCCGUCGAUAUGUCGUCGAUUAAAUUAAAUUUAGUAUUGUGCAGUGUAUUAUUAUGCAUUUUGGUGUGCGUCAACACACAGUCCGUGCACAGACGCUUUGAAUACAAAUAUUCGUUCAAGCCGCCGUAUUUAGCGCAAAAAGAUGGAUCCGUUCCUUUCUGGGAGUACGGAGGCAAUGCCAUAGCAUCAGGGGAGAGCGUCAGACUGGCGCCGUCGCUCCGGAGCCAGAAGGGAGCGAUCUGGUCGAAGCAGCCGCUCAACUUCGACUGGUGGGAGAUCGACAUCAUGUUCAAGGUCACCGGACGAGGCAGGAUAGGAGCUGAUGGGCUGGCGUUCUGGUACACCACCCAGCGCGGUGACUACACGGGCGAGGUGUUCGGCUCCUCGGACAGGUGGAACGGUCUGGCCGUCAUCUUCGACUCGUUCGACAACGACAACAAACACAACAACCCGUACAUCAUGGCCGUCCUCAACGACGGCACCAAGGUCUUUGACCAUAAGAGCGAUGGCUCCCAGCAGCUCCUGUCGGGAUGUCUGCGCGACUUCCGCAACAAGCCGUUCCCGACGCGCGCCCGCAUCGAGUACUACCUCAACACUCUCACUGUCUACUUCCACAAUGGAAUGACGAACAACGAGGCGGACUACGAGCUGUGUUUCCGUGCUGAGAACGUAGUGCUCCCCCGCGGAGGAUACCUCGGGCUGUCGGCCGCCACCGGGGGCCUGGCCGACGACCACGACGUCAUACAUCUACUCACCACCUCGCUCCACUCGCAGCAACAGACUGGCGGCGGUCAGCAGAUGAGCACUGACGAGCAACAGAAGCUGUCGCAGGAGUACCAGGAGUACCAGAAGAAGCUGGAGCAGCAGAAGGAGGAGUACAGGAAGGAACAUCCUGAUGAGGUGCGCGACAAGGACGGCGAGUUCGACGACUGGUUCGAGUCGGACGCUCAGCGCGAGCUGCGACAGAUCUUCCAAGGACAGAACCAGAUACACGACGUGUUGAGGGGACUUAACAAGAAGGUUGAUGAGGUGAUAGGCAAGCAGAUGAACUCUCUGUCGAUGUUGACGGCCGUGUACUCCCACACGCAGGGCCAGCCGCUGCAGCCCGGCGCGCCGCCCGCGCAGAUGCCAGCGCUGCCAAUAGGCCGCCACGACUGGGACGCGCUCGUUGCCAACAACCAGAUCAUGAUCAACACCAUCGCGGAGCUCAAAGGCUUCAUAAUCGAGGUGUCUCGUAAAUCGGACGCGAUGGUGGCCGGCGGUGGCAGCGGUGGCAGUGCCAUCAACCCUCAGUUCCUCAACGAGAUGAGAGACUCCAUCAACCAGGUCAAGGCUACCGUCACUGGAGUCGCGCAGAGGAUAUCGUCGGGCAGUCCCCAGUCGCAGCCGCAGUCGUCGUGUCCGGAGGCGAGCUGCGUGAGCUUCACCGGCCUCCUCGUCGUCGUCGCCGCGCAACUCACGCUCAUGUUGUUCUACGCCAUCUACAAAGAAAGAAAAGAAGCACAAGCGAAGAAAUUCUUCUAAAGUUGUCGUUAGUGAGUCGCUAGGUGGCGCCACUAGUUUCAUGCAACUAACUCACCCCGGGCUUCCGUUUCCGUCAGAAAUAUUAUGUUCAUACUGUUUAUUAUUAUUUAGUAUUAUUUUUAUUUUUUACUCUGGUAACACUUGCUAGUAUAUUUUUGUUUACUUGUCAUACUAUUCCGAGAUUGUAAAGUAGAGCUAAAUUAAACUUUAAUUCUUUAGUAACAAAGUAUAUUCUUCCUUAAUACUUUGCAUUUAGAUACAAAAAUUCUUACUAUUGCAUUUAGUUAUACAAAAAUCAAGUUAAAGUUUAAUGUAUUAGGGUCUAUGUUCCCUAUUAGCUCUACUAUAGUAUUAUUAAUGUAUAUAUAAACAUGUUCUGAAAAUCUUCUCAAAGACCAAUGUAACAUAUCAUAAAUGAUGUCUAUAGACAAUUUGAGUUUUUUAAAUAUUAUAUUGUUUUAUUACGUAUUGAACAUGGGCUCAAAAUAAGAAAUAAAUAUUCAAUGCGAUAUAUUACAAUAAUUUUUCAAAUUAUCUAAAAAAGUAACAUUCUAUCUUUGACCAUUUAUUUUAAUACUUAUUGUCUUUAAGUGUGUUUAUUCCUUGCUGUAUAUGUAUUUAACUUUAGUACAAAAUAUGUCGUUAAUCUGUCAAAUGUUUCAAAUGAGUUUCAACCUUAUUGCAUUACUAGCUUUCUAGCCGUAAUUUAGUCGCGUAGAAAUUGUUAUAUAUUGAUUCUUGAAUAAUAAUUUCAGUAUUUAUUUAAUACUAGCUACUCCCGCGCGAUUUGACUCGCUGCUCGGCUCCUAUUCAUCGUAGCGUGAUGUUAAGCCUAUUUAAUUCAGACAAGUUAGUAGUGCAUGAAAUUCCCUUUACAAAGGCCGACAACAAAGUCAAAGUCAAAAGUCAAAAUCAUUUAUUUCAAUUAGGCCAGAAUGACACUUUUGAACGUCAACAAAAAAA
Messenger RNA from Spodoptera litura, 2534 nucleotides. RefSeq names its product lectin, mannose binding protein ergic53 (gene ergic53). NCBI's taxonomy places the organism in Eukaryota, Metazoa, Arthropoda, Insecta, Lepidoptera, Noctuidae. Gene Ontology annotation, molecular function: D-mannose binding. Gene Ontology annotation, biological process: endoplasmic reticulum to Golgi vesicle-mediated transport. Gene Ontology annotation, cellular component: endoplasmic reticulum membrane; Golgi membrane; COPII-coated ER to Golgi transport vesicle. The record is from RefSeq and is a predicted model, not a curated record.